AUGUUCGGUGGAUCGCCGCAGUGGGAGCAGAUCAAGACAAUGUACAAGAGUGACCACUUUGGCACUCUGGCCAAUUAUCAGGCUGUGCUUCGCGUCUUGGAAAUGGAAAACGAUGGGGCCACCGUACCUGACCUGCCCGCACCCAGGGUGCGGGUAGACUUCAUACCGCCUCAAAGGCCCAAGGAAAAGCCGCGUGAUUAUCAACAUCGCGUGUUCAAAUCCCUCGUAAAAGAGAAAUGCGCGCGAAUGAACGCCAUCAUUGAUAAGUUUCCCCGGAAGAGAAUCCUGGAGUUCUGCGCGAAGAACCAGAUUCGCAUCGUGAACAUGAAUCCGGCAUUUAUUCUGAAGAAGACAGAUGAAGGCUACUACGCCUUCUACUUUCGCGGAAAGAAAAUCGACCGCGUCAUCGAGAAGAUUGUGCUGCCUUUCUUUCCCGAUGGAAGCGGCAUCAAAUUCGGUGUUGAGCAGUGGAGUAAAGAGGAGAAGGCACUACCAGUCGCGGACCAAGACACCUUGCCAUUGAUCUUAGGCUACGUAUCCGAGGGCAACGAACGCCCUAUAUACAAUCAUCACGGUCUUAGUCAAGUUGUCUUGUACCGCCUGCAUCAUACCGUGUACUGGGCGAAAGCGGUUGCCAUCCAGAACGAGGCUGCGGAUGAGCCGGAUUCCGAUGCGAUGCCUGCUUUAGCGGGACCUGAAAGCGAUAGUGACGAAGAUAGCGAUGACGCUGAACGAAGGGGUGACCACGAAGACGACGAGUCGGAUGACUAUACAAUUGGCCUCGGUGCGCCCAGUGAAGACGAAGAAGGAUACGAAUCGUGGGGUGGUAUUGGUGUAGUUAGGGCGAAUGACGAGGACGAGGACGAGGAUGAGGAUGAGGAUGAGGAUGAGGAUGAGGUCGAGAUCGAGGAGUCUAAAGGUUACCUCGCGAAGCAGAAAGCAACAUCGUCUACAUUUCUUCCCCGCCACUCCGACUCAUCGCAUCAACUCGAAGCAUCCUCCGAUCAUCGCGUAACUCCUCGCGCGCUGCCCAAGCCAGAUCACACGGCGCAGAAGUAUGCAUCGGGGAUGGAGCACGGGCGUCAAUCAUCGCUACCCGCACCACCUGCAAACAUCGCGAAAGGACAGCGCACUCAUGUCCUUGCGCAGAAGUCAAGUAUCGGGCAGAUUGAGAAGAAUCGCCUGAAUCAGUCGCGUACUUCCGUACUGAGAGCUGGCACCAACUCCGUCGAUGCAAAGCGACGCAGAACUAUAAAGGACUCGCAAGUACCUGGGGAAUCAAUGUUGCCUGGGGAAUCAAUGUUGCCUUUCAAGAGACGACGCAUUGAACGCGGCCCAGACCACGAAUCAGGUGGCAGAGUACAUCGCGAAACGGGCCCUGUUACCGGCUCGCCACCACCCGUAGCAGUUCCCGGGGCCCGUUCACGGGUGAUCAAUGGAUUAGGGUCGUCGCGUAGCACAGCACCGCCCUCAGAUCGUUCGUCUGGUGCUGCAACCAGUUUGCGUACGUCUGCUACGGCGGUAGUUGCCAAUCACGCUUCAGGGGCGCGCUCGUCCAGGGCUGCAUCCGACUCGCAUCCGGCUGCAUCCAAGUCUCGUCCAGUUGGAAACGCGGGAGCUAUAUCGUCGAGUCGUACGAGCGGCCAACCACAGAUGAAGACCAAGCCCAAGCCAAGACUGAUAUUUCGCAAUACGAAGCAGGAUGGUACACCCGUAGAUCCGCCUGCGGAUGCGUACAGGGAAGUCGUGGGUCGGAAACGCAAGCACAGAGCAUAA
Punctularia strigosozonata HHB-11173 SS5 is the source of this 1776-nucleotide messenger RNA. RefSeq lists its product as uncharacterized. Lineage: Eukaryota; Fungi; Basidiomycota; Agaricomycetes; Corticiales; Punctulariaceae. The record is from RefSeq and is a predicted model, not a curated record. The transcript is spliced from 8 exons. Bases 1 to 1776 code for a protein of 591 amino acids.